This is a messenger RNA of Gigantopelta aegis, 1710 nucleotides long. RefSeq names its product ornithine decarboxylase-like. Gene Ontology annotation, cellular component: cytoplasm. Bases 150 to 1514 code for a protein of 454 amino acids. Lineage: Eukaryota; Metazoa; Mollusca; Gastropoda; Neomphalida; Peltospiridae. The record is from RefSeq and is a predicted model, not a curated record. Gene Ontology annotation, molecular function: ornithine decarboxylase activity. The transcript is spliced from 11 exons.
CCAUCACACCCCCUUUACUGUGCAGCAUCCGACACUUAUUGACAAGACAUCCUUGGAUCUGGUCAAAAGCAGUUACCAACAGAUUUUCCAAGGACAAGCUGAAAAGUUGUGUGAAUACUAGCUAGUGGACUGAAAAUUAGCAUCUAAGAAUGAAGCAUGACAUGGGAAAUGACCACGUUGUUGACGUAAUGCCGUCCAUUAAAGCCAAGAAAAGCCUCAUUGCUGAUAUAACAGUUUCCUUGGAGUCGGAGCACAGCGAGGAUCCCUUUUUUCUGGUGGAUCUUGGCGAUAUUAUCACCAAGUAUCGAACAUGGAAGGAGCUCGUUCCCCGGGUCGACCCGUUUUAUGCUGUCAAGUGCAAUACGGAUUAUACAGUAAUCAAGCUGCUAGCCGACCUGGGGGCCUCAUUUGAUUGUGCCAGCAAAGUAAGUUCUAGACAAGUCGCCCACUCUAACGCAAGAAUGCAGAAACAAGCCUUAAUUAUUAAUUAUGCAUUCUACAUAGUGUUGAUCGAAAUUGAGACGAUUUUGAAUCUUGGUGUAUCACAAUCCCGCAUUAUUUAUGCGAAUCCAUGUAAACAGAAAUCAUUCAUACGCUAUGCAGCAAAACACAACGUGAACACAAUGACAUUUGACAACGAAGCAGAGCUGUACAAGAUCAAAGAGUUCUUCCCAGAAGCCAGGUUGGUUCUACGCAUCUUGCCUCCAGCUAAUUUUAAGGUUCGGUUUCACCUUGGAGUGAAAUUUGGAUGUCACCCAAAGAAGGCUGCUGAUCUGCUGGCAAAAGCUAAAGAACUUGGGCUCAAUGUCGUAGGAAUUAGUUUUCAUGUUGGAAGUGAGGUUAAGGAGGCUGAAGCAUAUGCUGCAGGUGUUGAGCAUGCGUACUACGUGUUUGAGUUAGGGCGGGAAAUGGGUUUCAAAUUUGAGCUGCUCGAUAUUGGAGGAGGAUUUCCUGGAGUGGACACUACAGAAAUCUCCUUCAAAGAGAUUGCCGACGUUCUCAACACAGCGUUGGACAAAUACUUUCCAGAGGGCGCUGGAGUAAAAAUAAUAGCAGAACCGGGAAGAUACUUUGUGGCGUCAGCCUUCACGCUAGCAGUUAACGUCAUCGCCAAACGCAGUGCACUACAAGGCAAACCAGACUACGAUGAUGGUCAAGAGAUGAUGCCGGCAUCACCGAACAGUGAGCCAGGAUACAUGUAUUAUGUUAAUGAUGGACUGCAUGGCUCAUUCAACUAUCUACUGUUUGAUCACGAUAAGGUCCAACCACAUAUAGUCCGGGAUUGUCAAGACGAAACCACGUUUAUCUCAACUAUCUGGGGACCAACCUGUGACGGACUUGACCUCAUCGCGGAGGACUGUCGCCUGCCAGAACUUCGUGUUGGAGAUUGGCUCUUCUUCGAGAACAUGGGAGCUUACUCCGUGUGUUUGUCGACGUCCUUCAACGGCAUGCCUCAUCCUUGGUGUUACUUGUAUUGCACCGAACAGAGCUGGUUUCAGUUAUAUUCAGACUAGACGAAACCGACAAAUAAGGAUUCCUUCAAUGACUGUCCCAAUUCUCAAGAUAGACACAGACAUAUUUUACUCGACCUGUGAUCAGACAGACACGUGUUAGUAUCUCCUCGCAACUUUGAUCGAAUCUGUGAUUAUUUAUGCAUAAGUUCUGUUUUCUUGGCAAAUAAUUAUUUAUAAAUAAAACAAUUUUCUGUUU